UCCCUCUGCAGGGCAGCGCCGCGCUCGCCCGGCCCUCGUGGGCCUGUGUUCUAGCGGCCCUUCCCAGUGCCCCGGGGCUCCCCGUUCCCGCCGGCCGGGGGAGGCCCGGGGGCUGGGAGGCAGCGGCAGCUCUCCGGGAGGGGAAAGGCAGCCAGCGCUGGUCCUGGGGCUCCGUGUCCGGCGGGAGCUGCGGCGGUGCAUGGGCGGGGAGGCCCCGCCGGCGGCCAUGAGAUGACCGGAGCGCCGUGCCCUGCCUAGAGCCGCCCCGCGGGACCGCCGGCAGCCAUGGCGUCGGAGGAGGCCUCGCUGCGGGCUCUGGAGAGCCUCAUGACCGAGUUCUUCCACAACUGCACCAGCAACGAGCGCAAGCGCGAGAUCGAGGAGCUUCUCAAUAACUUUGCCCAGCAGAUUGGAGCCUGGAGAUUCUGCCUCUACUUCCUGUCCAGUACCAGGAAUGACUAUGUGAUGAUGUACAGCCUGACUGUGUUUGAGAACCUGAUCAAUAAGAUGUGGCUGGGGGUCCCCUCCCAAGACAAGAUGGAGAUCCGCAGCUGCCUGCCCAAGCUGCUCCUGGCUCACCACAAGACUCUGCCUUACUUCAUCAGGAACAAGCUCUGCAAGGUCAUUGUGGACAUCGGCCGCCAGGACUGGCCCAUGUUCUACCACGACUUCUUCACCAACAUCCUGCAGCUCAUCCAGUCCCCUGCCACCACCCCUCUGGGGCUGAUCAUGCUGAAGACCACCUCCGAGGAGCUGGCCUGCCCUCGGGAGGACCUCUGCGUGGCCAGGAAGGAGGAGCUGCGCAAGCUGCUGCUGGACCAGGUGCAGACGGUGCUGGGGCUGCUGACAGGUAUUUUGGAGAGCAUCUGGGACAAGCACAGUGUCACUGCUGCCACUCCACCACCAUCCCCAACCUCAGGAGAAAGUGGUGAGCUGCUGAGCGGCCUGCUGCAGAGCCCCAGCGCGGCCAAGCUGCUGAGCCAGCCGGUGCCGGCGCUGGAGGGCGAGAGCGAGCAGGUGUGCUCGCUGGCGCUGGAGUGCCUGGCGCACCUCUUCAGCUGGAUCCCCCUCUCCAGCAGCAUCACCCCCGCGCUGCUCACCGCCGUCUUCCACUUCGCGCGCUUCGGCUGCGCCGCGCGGGGCCGCAAGCCCCGCGCCCCCAACGGCCCCGCCGCGCCCCCCGCGCCCGAGCGCGCCCGCCUGGGCGUGCUGGCCAUGGCCUGCAUCAACGAGCUGAUGGCCAAGAACUGCGUGCCCCUGGAGUUCGAGGAGUACCUGCUGCGCAUGUUCCAGCAGACCUUCUACCUGCUGCAGAAGAUCACCCGCGAGCACAACGCCCGCUCCGUCAAGAGCCGCCUGGAGGAGCUGGACGAGAGCUACAUUGAGAAGUUCACAGACUUCCUGCGGCUCUUCGUCAGCGUCCACCUGCGCCGCAUCGAGUCCUACUCCCAGUUCCCCGUGGUGGAGUUCCUGGCACUCUUGUUCAAAUACACUUUCCAUCAGCCCACCCAUGAAGGUUACUUUUCUUGCUUGGACAUCUGGACACUCUUCUUGGACUACCUGACCAGCAAGAUCAAGAGCCGCCUGGCAGACAAGGAGGCAGUGCUCAGCAGGUACGAGGAUGCCCUGGUGCUGCUGCUGACAGAGGUGCUGAACCGCAUCCAGUUCAGGUACAACCAGGCGCAGCUGGAGGAGCUGGAUGACGAGACCCUGGAUGAUGAUCAGCAGACGGAGUGGCAGCGCUACCUGCGCCAGAGCCUGGAGGUGGUGGCCAAGGUGAUGGAGCUCCUGCCCACUCACGCCUUCUCCACGCUGUUCCCAGUCCUGCAGGAGAACUUGGAAGUGUACCUGGGACUGCAGCAGUUUGUGGUCACUUCAGGGACAGGGCCCAGGCUGAACAUCACUGCGGAGAACGACUGCCGGCGGCUGCACUGCUCCCUGCGCGACCUCAGCUCCCUGCUGCAGGCCGUGGGGCGCCUGGCAGAGUACUUCACUGGGGACGUCUUUGCUGCCAGGUUCAACGAUGCCCUCACCGUGGUGGAGAGGCUGGUGAAGGUGACACUCUAUGGAUCCCAGAUCAAGCUGUACAACAUCGAGACUGCGGUGCCCUCGGUGCUCAAACCUGACCUGAUCGAUGUGCACGCGCAGUCGCUGGCAGCGCUGCAGGCCUAUGCCCACUGGCUGGCACAGUUCUACGGCGAGGUGCAGCGCCACAGCCCGCAGCAGUUCGUCUCGCUCAUCUCCACCGCCCUGGAGGCCAUCACUCCUCUCAUCAGCUGCAAGGUGCAGGAGAAGCUGCUGCUGUCUGCCUGCCACCUGCUGGUGUCCCUGGCCACCACGGUGCGCCCGGUGUUCCUCAUCAGCAUCCCAGCCAUGCAGAAGUUGUUCACCAGGGUCACAGAGCCCUCUGCACAGCGCCUCCCAGACAAGGCACAGGUGCUGGUGUGCAGAGCUCUGUCCAACCUCCUGCUGCUGCCCUGGCCCAACCUGCCCGAGAGCGAGCAGCAGUGGGCCGAGCGCUCCACCAACCAUGCCAGCCUCAUCUCUGCCCUCACCAGGGACUACAGGCAGCUCAAACCUGCUGCCAGCCUGCACCACAGGAAGCUGCAGCUGGAGGACACCAAGGUGCUGAUCCAGCAGACGCUGGCCGUGCUGCAGGACAUUGUGCAGAGCGUCUCCGGGGAGGCCACCAAGUCGCGGCAGAUCUGCUACCAGUCGCUGCAAGAAUCCGUCCAGGUCUCACUUGCCCUCUUCCCAGCUUUCAUUCAUCAGUCAGAUGUGACAGAUGAGAUGCUGAGCUUCUUCCUCACCCUGUUCCAAGGCCUGAGGGUGCAGAUGGGAGUGUCUUUCACUGAGCAGAUCAUACAGACCUUCCUCAACAUGUUCACCAGGGAGCAGCUGGCAGAGAGCAUCCUGCACGAGGGCAGCACCGGCUGCCGGGUGGUGGAGAAGUUCCUGAAGAUCCUGCAGGUGGUGGUGCAGGAGCCAGGCCAGGUGCUGAAGCCCUUCCUGCCCAGUGUCAUCUCCCUGUGCAUGGAGCAGGUGUACCCCAUCAUUGCCGAGCGCUCCUCCCCCGACGUGAAGGCAGAGCUCUUCGAGCUGCUCUUCAGGGUGCUGCACCACAACUGGAGGUACUUCUUCAAGUCCAGCGUGCUGGCCAGCGUGCAGCGCGGCCUGCCCGAGGAGCCCAUGGAGAACGAGGCCCAGUUCAGCGCCAUCAUGCAGGCCUUUGGGCAGUCCUUCCUGCAGCCUGACAUCCACCUCUUCAAGCAGAACCUCUUCUACCUGGAGACACUCAACACCAAGCAGAAGCUGUACCACAAGAAGAUCUUCAGGACAACCAUGCUGUUCCAGUUCGUGAACGUGCUGCUGCAGGUGCUGGUGCACAAGUCCCACGACCUGCUGCAGGAGGAGAUUGGCAUUGCCACCUACAACAUGGCCUCAGUGGACUUUGAUGGCUUCUACUCUGCCUUCCUCCCCGAGUUCCUGGCCAGCUGUGAUGGUGUGGACUCCAACCAGAAGAAUGUGCUGGGGAGGAAUUUCAAGAUGGACAGGGACCUGCCCUCCUUCACGCAGAGCGUGCACAGGCUGGUGAACGACCUGCGCUACUACCGCCUCUGCAACCACAGCCUGCCCCCGGGCACCGUCAAGCUAUAGUCCCUGCGCCGGGCCGGCC
Messenger RNA from Dryobates pubescens (Downy woodpecker), 3676 nucleotides. It is a transcript of the gene XPO6, whose product is annotated as exportin 6. Bases 286 to 3657 code for a protein of 1123 amino acids. The transcript has 24 exons. Lineage: Eukaryota; Metazoa; Chordata; Aves; Piciformes; Picidae. Gene Ontology annotation, biological process: protein export from nucleus. Gene Ontology annotation, molecular function: nuclear export signal receptor activity; small GTPase binding. The record is from RefSeq and is a predicted model, not a curated record.